Messenger RNA from Ochotona princeps (American pika), 938 nucleotides. It is a transcript of the gene TMEM192, whose product is annotated as transmembrane protein 192. The record is from RefSeq and is a predicted model, not a curated record. The coding region runs from base 94 to 903 and encodes 269 amino acids. NCBI's taxonomy places the organism in Eukaryota, Metazoa, Chordata, Mammalia, Lagomorpha, Ochotonidae. The transcript is spliced from 6 exons. Gene Ontology annotation, cellular component: lysosomal membrane; late endosome.
GGCCUGGGCGGGGCGCGCCCGCAGGUCUGCGCUGGCGGCCGGUGCAGGUGAAGAGGCCGCCCCGGCCCGGCCUUGGGGUUCCGGAGUGAGGAAAUGGCAUCGGGGACCCGGAUGGAGGAUGGUUCCUUGGAGAUCAUCCAGAGUGUGGACGAUGACCCGCUGCUGGACGCCCAGCUUCUCCCACACCACUCGCUGCAAGCGCAUUUUAGACCCCGAUUCCAGCCUCUGCCUACCGUCGUCUUAGCCCACCUCCUCUUGUUUAUCCACGUGGCGUUUGUUGUCCUAGCCUUUUUGACAGGCGUGCUCUGCUCAUACCCUAAUCCGAAUGAGGACAAGUGCCCAGGAAACUACACCCACCCGCUCAAAGUGCAGACCGUCAUCAUCCUGGGGAAGGUCAUCCUGUGGCUGCUGCACGUCCUUCUAGAACGCUACAUCCAGCACCACCACAGCAAAGCGAGAAGCCGGGGCUACGGCCUCCUCUACCGCUCCACCAGGCGCCUCAAGAGCCUCGCGCUCCUCAUCCACUCCACUGGUAACACGGUCCUCCUGCUGCUCCUGUGCCUGCAGCACUCAUUCCCCGAGCCCAGCAGGGUGUACCUGGACCUCAUCCUGGCCGCCCUGGGCCUGGAGCUCAUCGCUUCCCUCCUGAGUCUGCUGCUGUACGCAGAGAAAAUUAGAAAAUUUAAUAGAGCCAAACCACAGCCUGACGUACUUGAAGAAGAAAACAUCUGUGCCUACCCAGGCAGUAUUACCUCAGAGACUGGCUUUAGGACCAUUUCAACCCUCGAAGAACUUGUUGAAAAGCAAGGAGACAUCAUAGCGUACCUACGGCGACACAACGCCCUGUUAAGUAAGCGACUGUUGGCUCUCAGCGCCUCAGCCCCAAGCUCCCAGUCAACGUGAGAAACUCAACCCGGCACUGGCGGAGCACCUGCCCA